Messenger RNA from Striga hermonthica, 498 nucleotides. NCBI's taxonomy places the organism in Eukaryota, Viridiplantae, Streptophyta, Magnoliopsida, Lamiales, Orobanchaceae. The record is from the annotation of a GenBank genome assembly.
AUGUUGGUUUCUGGAGUUUCUGGUGAGGGAAGUGGUGUGACAAUCGAGGGAUCGGCUCCCGUUGCAACCCCUCCUGCUGCAGAGACCAAGGCUGCAGCUGCUGAGGAUGAUGACGAUGAUGAUGUGGAUUUGUUUGGUGAGGAGACCGAGGAAGAGAAGAAAGCUGCGGAGGAACGUGCAGCUGCUGUCAAGGCUUCCUCAAAGAAGAAAGAAUCUGGUAAGUCAUCAGUCUUGAUGGAUGUAAAACCAUGGGAUGAUGAGACUGACAUGAAAAAGCUUGAAGAAGCUGUUAGAAGUGUGCAGAUGGAGGGUCUUCUCUGGGGAGCUUCUAAACUCGUCCCGGUUGGAUAUGGAAUCAAGAAAUUGCAGAUUAUGAUUACCAUUGUGGACGAUUUGGUCUCUGUUGAUAACCUCAUUGAGGACUAUCUUACAGCCGAACCAAUCAAUGAGUAUGUCCAGAGUGUCGACAUUGUGGCCUUCAACAAAAUAUGUAAGUAA